Messenger RNA from Temnothorax curvispinosus, 4539 nucleotides. It is a transcript of the gene Ge-1, whose product is annotated as enhancer of mRNA-decapping protein 4. Lineage: Eukaryota; Metazoa; Arthropoda; Insecta; Hymenoptera; Formicidae. Gene Ontology annotation, biological process: deadenylation-independent decapping of nuclear-transcribed mRNA. Gene Ontology annotation, cellular component: P-body. Bases 213 to 3485 code for a protein of 1090 amino acids. Gene Ontology annotation, molecular function: protein binding. The record is from RefSeq and is a predicted model, not a curated record. The transcript is spliced from 9 exons.
ACGUCCACUUCGCAAGUCGCACCACUUCGCACGUAUAUACGUACUGACAAGUGGGUGAUGGCCGCCUGACGUUUCACUUUCGUUGGAAUUUACCGAAUUGAUCUCGCGUGUGCGUGCCUCGAGAUCGUUACGGGGCCGGUGAUGAGCGCGCGGCUGCUCGACUAGAUCCAUUCGAUCCCGAACGAGCGGCACGCCGAGGAACGACAGCAUUUAUGCCCGAAAGGGACACGGCUGGCGACAUGAGCAAGUCCGGGGAAGGCAAUCUGAGGCAUCUCCACUUUCAGCAGACAGUGGAGUUUACUGGACGGGAGGAUCAACAUUCAGUUGAAUUGUGUAGCACAAAUGUGACCAUUAUCCCUUCUCCUGGUGAUCACGAUCAUGGUAGUUCUAAAGUAAAGUUGAAGAACAUUGUUGAUUUCACAUGGGAUCAUCAUCUUUAUACCGGCCAGUUGUUGGCCGUUCAUGUAUCUGGAAAAUAUUUAGCCUAUGGUUUAAAAGUCAGUGCCGGUGGUGGGGUAAUUCGUGUUGUAUACAAGGAAUUAGAACAUAGAGCUCUGCUACGAGGAAUGCGUGGUGCUAUUCAAGAUCUUGCGUUCGCCCAUGUUUCAAAUGCAAUUCUUGCGUGUAUCGAUUAUACAGGAUCACUUUUUAUACACACAAUUGAACCUACGCCGUCUGAAUUAUUAUGUAGUUUAGUAUUACAAGUAGACGCGGAAGACGUUUCUCCAACUAGUCACCGAGUGAUCUGGUGUCCGUACAUCCCAGAGGAUGAUGCCUCUGACGGAGACGAAGUAUCAAAAUUAUUAGUCCUAACUCGUGGUUCCAAGGUUGAAUUGUGGUCGGUUGCGACAAUAGCGUCAAGAUUUAGAUCAGUAGAGGCAACAGAUCCAAGUAUUAAAGAAACUGGUGGCAUGAUGGAAAUUGAUCAACACUCAGGAACUAUUGUUGAAGCCACACUUAGUCCAGAUGGCACCGCAUUAGCAACUGCUAGUACAGAUGGAGAAGUGAAAUUCUUUCAAGUCUUCCUUCAUAAUAAUUCUCACAACGGCCAACCGCAACCACGUUGUUUACAUCAAUGGAGGCCUCAUGGAGGACGACCCAUUUCUUGCCUAUUUUUCCUUGAUGAUCAUAAAAAUUAUCAGCCUGAUGUUCAAUUUUGGAGAUUUGCUGUGACGGGGUGUGACAAUAAUUCAGAACUAAAAGUAUGGUCAUGCGAAUUGUGGACUUGUUUACAAACAAUCAAAUUUGCUCCAAAUCCUUCUACGGGCAAAGUGCCGGUACUAAAAGCGGGCUUAGAUCUUAGUGCUGGAUAUCUAUUUCUAUCAGACAUAUAUAAUAAAAUUUUAUAUGUACUAAGUCUUUCAAAAGACAAAGGUGAGGCGCUAGCAUGCAUAAGCACGGUAUCAGAGUUUCUCCUGCCAUAUCCAAUUCUAAGUUUUGGAAUUGUCGAGGCCGAUCAACGUAAAAUACGGUCGACCGGCGAAUCACUGGAAGAUCUAUGUGAAGAGAUCGAAGAGAACGAUGAACAACUUGUCAUUUAUAUGUAUCUAGUCCAACCAAAGUCGUUACAAGAGUGUCACAUUGCCUUUAAACCUGCCUCACAAGGAAGUGGCAAUUAUCUUAUAGGUACACGUACUCACGAUUCGCUGGAUUAUUCUGAAGAUAUGCCAGAUAUGGGAACCGCUGCUCACAAUGGCAUGUCCGAAGAGAAUUGUGAGGGAGAACGAUCUUUAUCUACCACAACCGAAACGAUAAUUAAUCAUAGUGGUGGUGGCUUAAACUUAAUGACGCCUGAUGCAUUCAGUUCGCCUGCAAAAAAAGAGAACAACGAAUUGGAGUCUGAUCCCGAAAGUCCAGAUUUGAGGAAAGUCUUGUCUAGUAGUCCUAUUGCACAAGCGGUACAAGCUUUGAACGCAUCUGACCCGCCACUCGUGAAAAACGAGAUAGAAGAGCAAACUCCUGCCAGUUGCGGUAGCAGUCCAUCUAGAGAAGUAAGAGAAAUUUUGUCUCUUUCUAAACCAGAUGAAGAAACUGAUAUCGAUGGCAAGCCGGAAACGAAAACGAACGCUGAUGAGGAUUGGUCUAAUAUCCCAAUGGUCCUGCUUAAGGACGUUAGUGUGCAUGCGAUGCAAGAGUCGGAAGAAUUUCCCGAAGAUGAUGAGAAUAAUGUUCAAAGGCAGAAGAUGAAAGAUGAACCGAAGACGUCUCUUCCUACCGAUGAUCCUGGAACAUUAUGGCGAACAAACAACGACAUCAAUAAUCUCGAAAUAAACAACAAAUUGAAAUCUAUUUUAGAGAUAGUUCAGGAUCAGUGUCAAGAGUUAAAAGAAUUACGCGCAGAAGUUACUAGAUUGCAACAAGAAUCGCCAGUAACUACGCAAAUAGAAUCCGCAUUGACGAGAAUGUCUCAACAGCAUAAUGCAAGCUUGGAACAAACUCUAUAUGAUCAAAUGACUCGUCAACAUGAAUUUCUAAACACAUUUGAGACAACGAUCAAAGACAAGAUUGAAAGUACCUUGCCGCGUACAGUCGAAGAUACGAUAAAGCCUUUGAAGCAUCAAAUGAGAUUAGACGCAAAUCAAAUGGACGAACAUUUUCAGAAAAAUAUAUCUGAAUUGAUAAGCAGUUCUCAUGUAAAAGAUACCUUAUCUUUGACAGCUGCAAAUGCAGCUAAACCAGCUCUGGAUGCUGCUUUUAAGGAAGCAUUCACAACUGUCCUUUUACCUAAUAUGGAAAAAAUUUGCCAAAUUAUGUUUAAGCAAAUCCAGGAAGCUUUUAUUAAAGGUACUCGCGAAUAUCUACAACAUGUCGAUACAAUCAUCGAUAAACAGUAUCAACGUCAUAAUGAGCAGCUAAGCGAAAUGUUAUCAACAUUGGUACGCGAAGAAAUGCAAGCUGAAUUGAAUAGAGUUUUGACGACGAUACAAGAUGGUACUAUUCGAACAAUUCGUGAUUCCAUACGAGAGAAUCUGAAUCAGCAACUUACAGAAAUUUCUAGUGCGCGGUCAAGAGCUACAACACCUGCUAUACCUGUAACCGCUGUAGCUGAUGCUCAAGCGCGUGUCAUGUCCCUCCUUCAAAGAGGUCAACUGAACGCAGCUUUUCAACAAGCUCUGAGUGCAAGUGAUUUAGGAUUGGUAGUACUAGUGUGUGAGAAAACAGAACCUUCGAGAGUAUUUUCGUGUAAUGGAGCCCCAGGACAAGCCUCAAGAUGCAUUUUGCAGCAACCUGUUAUUCUUUCUCUCGUACAGCAAUUAUCUGCUGAUUUAGGGCACCGUACAGAAUUAAAACACAGAUGGCUGGAGGAAGCAAUAUUGAAUUUGGAUCCAAGUGAUCCAGUAACACGAGAACAUAUGGGCACGGUGCUAAUGACUCUACAAAAUCAAAUAGCUACGUUUGUAGCGAGUAAUCCGAAUCAUCGAUCGACGCGCCGCAUGAAAAUGCUCGCUAUGGCUACACGUGCACUAUUAAAUCAACAUCCUUGACCAUCACGUUUGUGAGAUUACUCAAAUAUAUGAUAUAAGAUUUUUUAUGUUCUGUUUAAAGACUACUUUUGUCUAAAAGCAAUAUUAACAGAAGUCGUGUUUAAGACGCAGUAAUUUUCAUAUAGAAUAUAAAACAGAUAUAGGUAUGUGUGAAACCAUUAGCACUCACACUACUUUAACAAACAUUCAGAUUCAUUUAAUUUUAUUUAAGAGAUAGAUCUUUUUUUACAUGCUUAAAGUUUUGUUGAAAUUUUUUAAAUUUAUGUAAUUUUUACAUAAGCUAUAUCUGAUUUAAUUCUAAAGUGAAAAAAAAACGUUUUAAGUUGAGCGUAAUAUUGAUUUGAUGAUAGAUUAGUACUAGAAAAUGGUCAGUGCUAAUGCUGAAAAAAAAUAUUUUUUUCGUUCCAUACUGUUUAAGUUUUGCAUGAACAGUGUUACAUCCUACAUGUGUGACGACUAAAAAUAAAUUUUCACUUGUAAGUUAAUAAUAAAAAUUACAAUAUUUCUUCAAAUUUUAUAACCUUAUAAACAUAGUGCAUGUAUUUCAUGACAUUACAUUUAAUCAUACUUGUAUGAAAGAUCCGUCUGUAAAGAUUUUUAUUAAAACAUCUAACUUUGAAAGCUUUUGGUUUAAUAAUUGUUUAGAAACAUAAUUUUUUGACAGAGAAAGAUUCUAUUUUUGUGACUAGCGAUUUGUGAACUAGGAAAAGUCUAUAUCGGGAAAUAAAUAAUAAUACGCUACAUGAUAAUUGUAAUAUUCAACUGAAUGAGGUAAAGUUGGAAUUAUUUUACUUCUAUGAUCAAGUUCAAAUAUUUGUACCUAAUAGAAAGAUUACGUUGUUUAACUAUAUGUAGUGGUAGAUCUACUUAUAAGCUUGAAAAUUAUAGGACCUUGAUAUGCCAAAGAGCCCUCAUACGUCAAGGUCGUGUCUUGAAUAAAUUAGAAUAUCUUCAGCUUUUUAACUUCAAAUUUUCUAUGUUAAAUUUCUCGUUUUUUUCAUUGCAACAAUUAGUUUUUUUUUAAUGUCAUUCACGCUUAAUUUUAUGUAUGUAU